CGUCGUGGUGAUGAGUAGCAGCGAACUGUGGGUCCGAGUGCUUUCAGUGCCUCAUAAAAAUGUAUUCUACGUUUGAGUCAUAUAAUUCGGAAAAACUUAAACGUGCGCUUGAUCGUUAAACAAAAUAACUCGUGUCUGUAAAUUUUGUACAUGCAUCGAAGUAUAUUUUCAUCAAGAAACUAUAGCAUUAUUAUUAAACUAAGUCUGUGAUUAUUUUAACGGAACCAAAACUGCCUCUCACAUCGGUCUCUAAGUUCAAGUACACGUGUUUCAUAUUAACUUAAUAAGCCGAGAUCAUGUGUCAAAUAAAGAGACUACGUUGGGACAGAACGAUUUUAAGCUUUUUGCUGAUUGUCGCCUUCACUAAUGGGACUAAUACUGAGGACCAGUCGUAUCGCUGUGAUCUGAGCCUCGGGAUGGAGAAGGGAGAAAUUCCAAUCACGGCCAUAAGCACAAGCCUGCCCAGCAGCUCCGUGUCAGGCAUCCGCCUUAACAGCAACAGUGCGUGGUGCUAUAACGUUUCCUCGCUGCCUCUUGGCGCCCGCGUUACGUUGACCAUCGACCUCGGAAGAAUGGCGUUUGUGUCUGCAGUGCAAACUCAAGGGCCUCCUGCGUCCCUUCAUGGGCCCGAGUACGUUAAUUACAACCCCUUCAGGUUGUACAACUCCUCCAAGUCCUCUGCUGACGGCCCGAUACCGGACGACAAAUGGGAACUCUGCUGUGGCGAUACGAAAUACUUCUACGCUGAGGACAAGCAUGCGGAGGUCGACGUGAUAUCAACACACGCGUUCGGGCUGCUCGUGCUGGCGCGCUCGCUCAAGCUCGAGUUCGAGAGCGGCCUCAACACCGGCGACAGAAAAUGUUAUAGAAUCGAAGUCCUCGGCUGUCCGUCAGGCCUGACGCCCCACACAAACCUGACCAUCUCGGCGCUGCCUGCUGGGUACCUACAGACGACAUGGCUGGCCUCGACCGUCGUCCUCCCCACGGUGUCGGGGACGGAAGUGUUCCCCCUCAUGACGCCCGAGUACAAGGUGGUAACAGAUCGCUGGGGCACGACGCUACCCAACAUGACGACGGUGCAGCAUGUGGAGGUGGCGCGCGUGCUGCUACCUAACCCUGUGUGGGGAGCACAGUACAGGGUGCAGAUGACGUGCAUACAUCAGGGCGUGGCACUCCCUUGUGGCACUGCCCAGCUCACCGCCUUGUUACCAGGCUGCUCACCGUGCCAACCCGGCGAGGGAUUGGUGUUCCGGAGGCCACAGCCACUUCGGGGGGCGGUGGUACAAGACGGCGCCCCCAGCUUGCAAGGGGCGCUGGUGCUGUGGUGGGAGGCGACGGGUGGGGGUUGGAUCACCCCCACUGUAACCCUCACUGUGAAAAACAAAGCCCAGCAACUCAUGUCCAUCGAGACCAUCGACACUAACAGGACCUAUGCCAUCGUGAAGGGUCUCCAGAAGGGGGAGACCUACUCCGUGGAAUUCACGCCCGUGACCAAACUCCAGAAUCCACCAAUUUUCACCUAUCCGCUCUAUCUCAUUCAAUGGUCAAAUGUUAUAAGCACUUCUGCCGACUCCGGAUUCGGAGCGUUCCUUGCGGAUCUGAGUUUGGAGGCGAACGUCCUCUGGAACGGCACCCUGCGGGUCACCUGGACGCCGGGGAUUGUGAGGGGGACUUUAGAAGUGCCGACCACGGCCACGACUGUUAUGACAUCAGCGUCAUCUCCGAUAUCCACGGUACCUGCUGCAUCCACAACAUCAGUGACUUCUACAACAUCUGCGACAUCUACCACGCCUACGGCAUCUGCUACAUCUACCACGUCUACGACAUCUGCCACAUCUACCACGCCUACGACAUCUGCCACAUCUACCACGUCUACGACAGCUGCCACAUCUACCACGUCUACGAUAUCUGGCACAUCUGCCACGUCUACGACAUCUACCACAUCUGCCACAUCUACCAACUCUGCGACAUCAGCCACAUCUAAUACAUCUUCGACAUCUGCUGUACCUGCAACAGCUACGACAUUUACAUCUACUACCUCUGCUGUAUCUACACGAGUAACGACAUCGUCGUCCUCUGUACCGUCGAGUAACACGAGUACUGCGCAGAAUUCGACCGGCACCACUACAAUUACUACAGCGAGAACAACACUAACAACUUCAGCAGGUAGCACGAGCAGUGCCGCCUCAUCUUCUCAAUCGUCGACGUCUACUAACUCGACACUUAACAUAGCCUCUUCAAUAAGUACUUCCCCCAGUACCUCAGCAUCAACAAGUUCCACGCCACUCACCCCCUCCACUUCAACUGUGCCCCCGCGACGCAGCGUCACCUCCGCCCUCGCUACCUCAUACAACAUCACAUUGUUGCAGAACGGCACCGUGGUGAACUACGCCGUAGUGCAAAGCAACGUCACCGAACUGCGGGUUGACUUCCCGUUGUUGUCGCUGCUGACGGAGUACACGGUCGAGAUGAAGUGCUACUUGGGCAGCCUCGAGGUCAACUGCAGCAACGUCAGGACCGUCACGAGUUUACCUCUGUCGUGGACAGAGGUAGGCAACGAACUGAAAGUGUACAUGGGGCAGGAUUCAGGCGACAGCUGGUAUGAGCAGAGACAGAAAUGCCUGCGUAGUUCGUCGCUGCUGGUUUCUCUAGCAACCAGAACUGAAGAAAUGCUCUUCAUGGAAGCCAUGAAGCUCAGGGACUCGAAAACCUACUCGGAAUUUUGGCUUGGGUCCAGUUUUUGUCAAGACAACGGAGGGAAGUUGUGGGAGGAUGGGUCGCCGUGGUCGUUCUCCCGUCUUCCGACCAUCAACUCAGGAAUUUCUUCGAGCACCUGCUGCGUGAAGGUGGUGAAGACUUCUGCUGCAGACGAGCCAUACGCGUACAAAUGGCGGGGAGAGCAAUGUGGCGCCAUCUUGCCUGCUGUGUGCGAGCACACGCCACCAGGACUGGUGGGCUCGAUAAAGUCUAUUAAUCGAACAAGAGCCAACAUAACCUCAGCAUCAGUCACCUUCACGUACACUCCUCAGUACUGGCAGGCUACCUACAUCAACGUUUCGUACGCGCCCACCAUUGACCUCGAGACCAACCUACCACUACACAACCAAUCGCGCACGGACAUGCUGCUCGACAACAGCUCGAAGAGUUGCACGGCCGCUGGACUCCUUGUCUUCACCGAAUACUUGGUCUCGGCCAGCGCCGUCCUGCAGCCUUUGGGCUACUCUGGCAGAUCGGCGAACAUUACCGUCAGAACAUAUCCUGCAAAACCGGUGAGCGUAUCCAUCCUCAGUAGCGGCCGAGUGGCUUACAAAUGGUCUCAGAAGAUCGCUGAAUUCGGAGAUAACGAUAGUAUUUCCGUGAAGCUAGUCGGCGGGCUUAGCUCCUCUCCUGACGCCAGCUUGCCCCCAACUGAGGUCAAAAGCCUGGCCAGCGGAGGGAUGAUUGGGCCGCUCAGAAUUGGGAGAAAAUAUCACCUCAUCAUGAAGGAGGUGGCGGGAGUGUCCGGCGCCGAACCGAGAAACGAAACGUUCAACUUCACGGCUUAUCCGCCGUGCGACUGCCAGGACUGUCAGCUCGGCCAGCAAUGCUACGUGGUAACUCCUAACAAAGUCUCCGCAGCAGCAGCGAGUGCCUCAUGUAGCGCCUUCAGUACACGCGUCACGGCCACCAAGUACAAGACGACCCUGGCGCUCCUCAUCAACAUCGCGCAGAAAGUUGGCGACGAUCUCUGGGUGUCCUCUGACUCUGAGAUGGGCAUAGGCUUAGAUGAAGCCUCUGUCCAAGUCAAAGGUUCUUUAACCUUGGAAUCAGAAGCUGAAGUUGUUGGAAGUGCUACCACGGCAUCCUCGAACUCUAGCAAGACUACAACAAGUGUCCCUAUCACCACAACCACUACCACUAUCAAAACUACCACCUCCACCACCACCACCACCACCACUAGACUUCCCACCACAUCAGACGGUCUUUGCAAGCUCGUUUCCAGGGCCGCAAGGGAGGUCGUCAAGCGGCCCUGCACUGAACUGCACUUCGCCUCGUGUGUCUACCAAGCCAAAAUUGCGUCGGUAUUCCCGCCUGUUCAAGAGAUCGCCAUCGAGACGGGUGACAGUUGGGUCAAGCUCAACUGGAACGCCUCCAUCACCGGAUGGAGCGCAAAUUAUUCCGUGGAGUUUUGGCGGUCGCGCGACCACAGAGUCAAAAGACAGACUCAGGAUGUAAACUUCAUUUCUCCUCCCGUUACGAUCGACGGGCUGCAGGCCAACAUGCCCUACUCCAUGUCCCUCGUGGCGGCUCUGGGUGACGACUAUUACUCAUCCACACCUGAGUUUAAGGUCAUCACGGGACGCCAAGCCUCUGGGUACCUCCAGCCUCUUGGGGUGGCAGGCGUCGGCUGGUCCCACACGAGCGACGUGUUCCUGCUGCAGCUGCUCGCCAGCAGCCUCCUCGUCACCGCCUGCAUCGCCACCAUGCUGCUCUUCUUCUCCACAGGGAUGUUCUACCAGGACUGCAUGGCGCAGCUCGGCUUCCUGACGUGCCUCAUGGUCGCCUUCCUCGUGCUCGUCCUGGCGCACGCCAGCGUCGUCCUCAGCUACGACGAGAGCGGCUGUACGGUGCUGGCCGUGGUGCUCCACGCGCUCUUCUUGGGGGCCUUCAUGUUCCUUACACUUGAGAGUCAUGCCAUCUCCUUUCUGCUUGUCGGCCCCAUCAGCAACCCCUUCCAGAAGAGCAACUGGCUCAUGGUGCUCAUGGGAGUCAUGAUCCCUUCUGUGUUCUGCCUCGUGACGGGGGGCAUCAUCAACGUCAAGUACGCCGACGUCGUGAACCAAAACUGCUGGUUACUGCCGACGGGCCCCGCCGUGUACGUGGAGGCGAUCCCCAAGUUCAUCCUGCUGGUGGCCACGCUGGCGCUGCUGGUGAUGACCUUCACCACCACCGGCGAGUUGCCAGACCUGGUCGAGCUGGAGGACCUGAGGGGGCGACAGAGUGACGGCCGGAAACUGCGAUGGGUGAUCGGCGCCGAGGCGCUGCUGCUGGCCCUGGUCUGGGCGACGGGCGUGGCCGCCUAUCACACCAAGAACGACGCCCUCCACGUCGUCUUCGCCGUCGCCACGCUCGUCCUGGCCAUCGUCAUCCUUUUCUUCAGGACCUAUAUGGACGAAACUUUCCGGAGCAAGUGGCAUCGGCUGUGCUGCGGGACAGAGCUCACCUACAAGCGCAGCGACUUGGUCGGCCUCAGCGCCCGCAACAGAAUCUCUCCGCACAUUAUCGACCCACGAGGCCAUAGCUCAAAAUCGUCCUCAGCUCAGACGAUGUCCUACAAUUUGCCCCACACGCCCCCUCAGGAUGACGACCGGCAAGUUCUCGUCAGAAGGACAUACAACUUCGACCAUUAAUGCAAGAUGGAAAUGCUCAAGCGCUUAUUGGGGGCACUUUACUCGUAACAUUGGGUGUAUAUGACUCAGAAUUCAUAAUAUAAUUGAAUGUAAAUAUGCUUCUCCCUACGUUGCCCAUAUAUUUAACUAUCCGAGCUUUUAUUUUACUUAUUUUAAAUUGAUAUUGUUAUAUGUGAAUCUGGACUGGUGAAGUUUUAAUCGAUUUUAAGCUUCUUUGGAACGAAACUGACGUGUCUUUGGUCAAGUCGUUCGUCCGCAGCACCUUUGUACGUGUAUAUAUUCAUGUAGGACUAUGUAUUUAUUGAUACUUAUAUAAUAUUUAUUAUAUUGAUUAGAAUAUUCGUUGACUCAAUUAGAACCUAUUGGGACACAAUAGCUACAUCGACGAGAUUGAUGUGAUUGAGUACUUAAUUACUUUCACCAGCGUGCCUUGAAUAAUGAUAUUAAAAUCAGAAAAUUUUCCUCAAUAUUAUUAUUUGAUCGAUUAAAAAUGUCGCAACUUGAUGCAUUUAUACAGGGUUCACACCAAAAUGCCCGGCAUUAUGGUGUGAACUCUGCAUAAAUGUUAAUCACUACUUAUCGACUUCAGAUUUGACAUUAAUUAGGCAGACAACUAAUAUAGUUAGAACUAUAUAACUUAUAUAACUAACUUGCAGAAACAUAGUAUUUUUUUGUUCCUAUUAAUUUGAGUGCAAAAAAGCGUAUAAUGCCUCGCGUAUAUCAGAAGGCCGUGAUAAAUGUGAAUGAUGAAUGUUGAUUAUUCUAUUUGGUGGUUAAAUAUGCAGUAUGCUUUAAUUAAUUUAUUAAAUGAUAAUGAAUGUCGUGUGAACCCAGGCUAUGUCAAUUUUUUUGUUCCUGAUUCAUUAUUAAAGAUGUGAAAACGUG
This is a messenger RNA of Hyalella azteca, 6275 nucleotides long. Its product is annotated as mucin-17. Lineage: Eukaryota; Metazoa; Arthropoda; Malacostraca; Amphipoda; Hyalellidae. Gene Ontology annotation, cellular component: membrane. The transcript is spliced from 30 exons. Gene Ontology annotation, biological process: cell surface receptor signaling pathway; G protein-coupled receptor signaling pathway. Gene Ontology annotation, molecular function: G protein-coupled receptor activity; protein binding. Bases 297 to 5390 code for a protein of 1697 amino acids. The record is from RefSeq and is a predicted model, not a curated record.